GUUUACGUGCCUGUAUUUACACUCUCACCGAGAAACAAGAUCUGUGGGUGGGAGCUCGCCAUGCGCCACCUUUCGCUGCUCGCCGCCGUCCUGCUGGGUGGGCUGGGCUCGCAGGGUGCCAACAUCCUGGCGCCCCUCUGGUUCUCGGCCCCCAGUCACUUCGUCAUGUUCGACCGUCUAUUGUCGGCGCUGGCGGAGAAGGGCCACAACGUGACGGUGCUCAGCUACUUCCCAAGGAAGGCGCCUCUGCACAACUACCACGACAUUGCACUGCACAGGGACGAAUGGCCCCACCUCAGGGGAGAAUCACCGGACAUGAUCCCUGCGCUGCGGUCAAUCGUGCGGGGCUACGCCUCCAGCUGGCUGGGCAACGUGGAAGGCUGCAGGGAGGCGCUGUCGCAGCCCCAGACGCGGCAACUGGUGCGCUCCGGCGGCCGCUACGACCUGGUCAUCACCGACAUCCACUUCACAGACUGCACGGCUGCCUUCGCGCACCACCUGGGCGCGCCGCUAAUCAACGUCGCCACCAGCUUCCCCUUCUCCUGGACACACGACAGGGUGGGGAACCCAGACCACCCAGCGUACACGGAGUCGUUCAAUUCAGACGCCAUUGCACCAUUCACAUUCUGGCAGCGUCUGAAGCACUCGCUGGCAUAUGUUUACACACGUCUGGGCUACCGCUGGUUGUCGGAAAGGCAGGUGGACGCCUUGGUGCAUGACGUCUUUGGUCCAGGAGUGCCGCCUACGCACCAGAUUGUGCGCAACGCCAGCCUUGUGCUGCUCAACACCCACUGGAGCAUCGACCAAGUCAUCCCCAGGGUGCCUGCCCUCAUAGAAGUUGCUGGUCUGCAUGUUCCAGAGCCCAAACCUCUGCCACAGGAAAUUCAGAAAUUCAUGGACAGCAGUCCGGCAGGCGUGGUGUACUUCAGUCUCGGCACCAAGAUCCGUGCGGAUUGGUUCUCCUCGGAGAAGUUGCGGGCGUUGCUGGACACGUUCUCCAGGCUGGAGCAGCGCGUGCUCUGGAAGGUGGACGCCUCCGGCCUGCCGCCGCUGCCGGACAACGUCAAAGCGACCACGUGGCUGCCGCAGAACGACGUGCUCAACCACCCUAAGACGCGUGUGUUCAUCACUCACGGCGGUCAGAUGAGCAUGGUGGAGGCGACGAUGGCCGCCGUGCCGGUGCUGGCCAUCCCGUUCGGCGGUGACCAGGUGGCCAAUGCGGCGAGGGCGGCCAGGAGGGGCACCGGCCUGCUGCUGGAGUACCAGGACCUCACGUACGACACGUUCAGCUCCGCCCUGGACGCGCUGCUCAACGAUGCCAGGUAUCGUGAGCGCGCCAAACAAGUGUCGCAGCUGUUCCGGGACCGACCACGACCUCCGAUGGAGGAGGCUGUCUACUGGGUGGAGUACGUCAUCAGGCACCAGGGGGCGCCGCACGUGAGGUCCGCCGCGCUGGACCUGGCCUGGUACCAGUACCUGCUGCUAGACGUCGCUGCCUUCGUGGUGGCGGCGGUCGUCUUCUCUGUGGCGCUGCUCUUCUUUGGUGCACGGGCGCUGCUGAGGUGCUGCACGCCGAGGAGGGUCCCAGCUAACAAAAAGAAGACCAAAUGACUUUGCGAACGGCUGCGCAAGUUGUAAAAAAUGUGUGAAGCCAAGGUGGUCUAUUCUGCAAGUCACAUAUGAUAAAGGGACAUAAUUAAGGGGAACAUAACUACUGUACAGUGGAAAGUAAGCAUCUUUGGAUGGCGUCUUUGUACAUUCUGGCAGCCUCAAAUAACAUAAUUAU
This is a messenger RNA of Schistocerca piceifrons (Central American locust), 1786 nucleotides long. RefSeq names its product UDP-glycosyltransferase UGT5-like. Bases 61 to 1611 code for a protein of 516 amino acids. The record is from RefSeq and is a predicted model, not a curated record. The transcript is spliced from 7 exons. Lineage: Eukaryota; Metazoa; Arthropoda; Insecta; Orthoptera; Acrididae. Gene Ontology annotation, molecular function: UDP-glycosyltransferase activity.